AUGCCUGAUGCUAAGGUCGCAUGCCGUCAACUUGGCUUUACUAAAGCUGUAGGAAUUUGGUACUAUGGACGAGGGACGGUGGCUAAACCGGUAAUUCGCCAAUGGGGAACUGUCUGUGAUGGCAGUUGGAGCUCAGAUGAUCUGAAUACUGCUAAGGUUGUAUGUAGACAACUGGGUUUUACCAAAACUGUUGGAUAUUCCUACCGCGGACGAGGGACGGAUUUGACAUUGCACGAGAACGUCCAGGGUCAAUGGGGAACAGUUUGUGGUGACUGGAGUGACUGGGAUAUGGAUGAUGCCAAGGUUGCAUGUCGACAACUUGGUUUUACCAAAACCGUAGGAUUUUGGUGGGGUGGACGAGGGACGGGGAAUAGCAAGAUUUUGCUAGGAAUACGUCGUGCAUUGUGCAUCAGGAAAAGAAAUCAACGGUACAAUGUCAAACAGGAAAGGGUAACAGUGUGUAACCGGGGUGCCUGGGAUAUGCCAGAUGCCAAGGUCGCCUGCCGUCAACUUGGUUUUACCAAAACUGUAGGAUAUUGGUACUGGGGACGAGGAACGGGAAAAGUAUGGCUAUACUACAUGCGAUGUACAGGCUCAGAGGCCUCACUUGGAAGCUGUACUCACAAUGGAUGGGGAAGUGUCUCAUCUAGCUGCAACAGUCACACAUAUGAUGUUGGUGUGUCACUAUUCAUUGACUUACAAAGUAUUGUUAACACAUAUUUCUGGGUUAUGAAUGAUGCCACGGGCAUAGUCUGCGAUGUUGACUGGAUCUCAGAUGAUAGGACUGAUAAGCUUCAAUACAUAGAUUUAACAUUUAACGGCAAUAUCAUACAAGUCUACCACAGUGGCCUAUGGGGAACAGUGUGUCACAGAAACUGGAACUGGGAAAUAAAUGAUGCCAAGGUUGCGUGUCGACAACUUGGUUUUAUCAAAGCUGUUGGAUAUUGGUAUUGGGGACGAGGAACAGGCAGUAUUGUACGAGUGUAUCACAGUGGUCAGUGGGGAACAGUAUGUGAUUACUAUAAUGGUUACUGGGACAUGAAUGAUGCCAAGGUUGCUUGUCGACAACUUGGUUUUACCAAAACUGUUGGAUAUUGGUACCUUGGACGAGGGACGGAUUCAGGCUUGGGCAGCAUUAUACAAGUCUACCAUAGUGGCCAAUGGGGAACAGUGUGCGAUUAUAAUUUGUACUGGGAUAUGAGAGAUGCGAAGGUUGCAUGUCGACAACUCGGUUAUACUAAAGCUGUGGGAUAUUGGCAACUUGGACGAGGGACGGGUAAAGUAUGGCUGUGGAAGAUGGGGUGUUCAGGGACAGAAACCUCACUUGGAAGCUGUACUCACAAUAGAUGGGGAAAUAGGCUCAGAGUCCUCACUUGGGAGCUGUACUCACAUGGAUGGGGAACGGUCUGUAUUAAUGACUGGGAUAUCCGAGAUGCAAAGGUUGCYUGUCGACAACUUGGUUUUACCAAACCAGUAGGAUAUUGGUGGUAUGGACACGGAAAUGGUAAAGUGUGGUUGGACAGGAUGCAGUGUUCAGGCUCAGAGACAUUGCUUGAAAGUUGUAGUCACAAUGGAUGGGGGAACGUUAACUGGGACUGUCCUACUCACAGAUAUGAUGUUGGUGUGGACCCCUUCCAUUUAUACACUGCUAUGCGGAUGAUGUAUGUUUUAUUCUGUCCCAAUGGAGAAACUGGUCAAGAUGAAGCUGUUGGAGCCGUACAAAGAUGUAUAGAUGAUGUCAGAGCAUGGAUGACUACUGGUAAACUACUUCUUAACGAUGACAAAACUGAGUGUAUAGUGAUUGGCACUAAAUAG
Actinia tenebrosa (Australian red waratah sea anemone) is the source of this 1815-nucleotide messenger RNA. RefSeq names its product scavenger receptor cysteine-rich domain superfamily protein-like. The record is from RefSeq and is a predicted model, not a curated record. NCBI's taxonomy places the organism in Eukaryota, Metazoa, Cnidaria, Anthozoa, Actiniaria, Actiniidae. Gene Ontology annotation, cellular component: membrane.